AUGGGAGGAGGGGGCACCCAAGUUGAACCCUCGGGACCCCCGGACGAGGAGCCGACAGGAUGCAUGGAUCCCGCCGACACCAAGCACGGGCCCGCCAACACCGGCAACGACGGCAACGACGGGGGAGGCGGAGUCGCUGGAGAAAGGACCAUGGGUGUGGCCCGAGCCACCGGCCACCCAAAGGCCUCCGCUGCAGCGACAAAAUUCGACGCCCGGAUCGACGCGCCCGCGGCCGCAGUUCAUGCGGCAGAACACCAUCAUGAGCACACGCGUCACCAGAGCCGAAACACGCAGGAGGAUGGCGGCCCUCCAGGAACCUCGCCCGGAUGGUCGGAGACCCGGCCUACCCGAGCUCCGCGGCGGGCCCUGGAGCGGACUCGAGACGAGGACUCCGCACCAGAACCCGCGGUGAGCGACGACAGCGACGUGGAGGUGAUCGGCGAUCCCGCCGUCGAGGAGAGAGAGUGGCGACUCCGGAAGGCGGCGGCGGGCGGUCGGAUACCGCGCGGGACGACGGAUGUCGGAGGAGAGGAACUCCCGAGGAGCCACUCGGAGGCGGUCUGUCGGGCCACCGAGGAGUCUCAGAAGCGGUUCCGAGACCGGGAGCCGUCGGACGAGGAGCAGCAACGAUACGCGGCCGAGGAACGCAGCCCGAGGGACGAGGACGAGGACGAACCACGCGCGCCAUCCCCUCCGCGGUGGUUGCCCGAGGUGCCACCCACUCCCCGCUACGAGGGGGAGUGGCUCACGGAAGGCGCUCGAGACGGCGACGAUGGAGCACCGUUGGCCACGCCGCCGUGGAGGCCGGCCCGGCCACCCACGCCGCGAUACACGGAGCCACGACGACCGGAGGAGCAGACGCCGAGCGAGGAGUCGACCGCGCAGCCGAUGCCGCAACCGCAGGAGGAGGACGUCCACCAGGCAAGGGCGGACGAGCCGUCGGUGGUGCGGACGGAGGUGCCGGCCGCGCACGUGAGCCACAGCACACGGGCGUUCGAGGCCGAGGGCAUGCGGUGGCGGCAGCAGACGGUGACAUGGACGUGGCCCGAGGGGCCCGCGACAGGACCGACGAAGGAGGUGCCCAGGAUAUGGGAGGAGGGGGCACCCAAGUUGAACCCUCGGGACCCCCGGACGAGGAGCCGACAGGAUGCAUGGAUCCCGCCGACACCAAGCACGGGCCCGCCAACACCGGCAACGACGGCAACGACGGGGGAGGCGGAGUCGCUGGAGAAAGGACCAUGGGUGUGGCCCGAGCCACCGGCCACCCAAAGGCCUCCGCUGCAGCGACAAAAUUCGACGCCCGGAUCGACGCGCCCGCGGCCGCAGUUCAUGCGGCAGGUAUCGGCGCCGGAGGAAGGCGGUUGGCGUGAGGUCGCCAGGAGCGAGUGGCCGGUGGGCAUUGAGGAAGCACCCGCGGUCGCGACGGCACGGCGGAAGGGCGGCAGGCGGUGCGUCCUGGUCUGCGAUGGCGGGAGGAGGUACCGUGUGAGGCUCGGAGUCGCGGGCAUCCGGGUUUUCGCACAAUAA
Messenger RNA from Drosophila suzukii, 1527 nucleotides. The record is from RefSeq and is a predicted model, not a curated record. Lineage: Eukaryota; Metazoa; Arthropoda; Insecta; Diptera; Drosophilidae.